AUGAUGUUCAACUUUGUCUUGACCCUGAUUUCACUCAGUUUGGUGCAUGAGCGUGUUCCUGAUCGAGAUGUGUACGGGCCUCUGCCAGAUGUGUUCCUCGACAAUGUACCUGCAUACGACUGGGCUUUAGAUGUCUCUGAAUACAUCAUUAUCGUCUGUAUCAACACCAGCAUGAUAACCAUGAUCUUCCACAAGCAUCGAUGGAUCGUAUUCCGAAGGAUAUUUCUAAUAAUGUCGCUGUUGUACAUGUACCGUGCCAUCACCAUGUACGUGACAGUGUUGCCUAUUGCCAGUAAAACGUACCCUUGUUCACCGAAAUUGAAUGAAACCUCCCCGCUGAUCAUAGCAAAGCGUGUAGUGAAGUUGAUGUCUGGUUUUGGAUUGUCAGUAAACGGUCAGCACACCUACUGUGGAGAUUUCAUCUAUAGCGGACACACAGUAAUAUUAGUUUUUAGUUAUUUAAUAAUAUCCGAGUACACGCCCAAAAAAUUGUAUCUAGUCCAUUGGCUUUAUUGGAUCGCAGCUUGCAUCGGUGUUAUAAUGCUUGAAAUGUCUCACGGACAUUAUAGUGUCGACGUGAUCAUAGCUUACUAUGUCACGACCAGGAUAUUUUGGACCUACCAUACGUUAGCCAACAACGGCGUUCUCAAACAAUAUUCUUCAAAUAAUUUGCUGAGUCGCGAAUGGUGGUUCGGUAUUUUUUACUAUUUUGAAUGCAAUGUCAGCGCUCCGUUGCCCAAGCAGUUCAAUUGGCCCUUGCCAUGGCCUCGUAGGUGGCAUCUGAAAAGUCGCGCUAGCUAG
Messenger RNA from Acanthoscelides obtectus, 801 nucleotides. Lineage: Eukaryota; Metazoa; Arthropoda; Insecta; Coleoptera; Chrysomelidae. The record is from the annotation of a GenBank genome assembly.